Messenger RNA from Aegilops tauschii subsp. strangulata, 2615 nucleotides. The record is from RefSeq and is a predicted model, not a curated record. Lineage: Eukaryota; Viridiplantae; Streptophyta; Magnoliopsida; Poales; Poaceae.
GGCUCGCACUCUCAGCCAGCCCGUGCACCCCCUCUCCCGCGAACUCACCCAGCGCCUGACGACGGCGGACAACGCCGCCCCUCCCGCCGACGACAGCAGACGGCCAGACGACAGCCGACCCUCCCGCCCUCCGCCGUGCUUCCCCACCGACCUCUCCCAUUCGGCACUUCCCUGACCUCUGUCGCUCCACUCUGCCGGGAUUUCACCCGGCUGCGGCCGCCGCCACGCCUCCCCCCUUCCGCUGACGCCCGGCCCUGCCCCGAGCUCCGCCCCUCCGUCAGGCCUGCCGUCGUCUGCGGUCCUCCUCGCUGCGUCACCACUCCGCGCGAGCCCCGCAGCGACUCGCCCUCUCCACCAUCCGUCCAUCCCGUAACUUCCCUCCCCCUCUCCUGACCCCGUCUUAUGCUCGGCCCUACUUGAGCUCCAAUCCGACCCAAUGCGGCCAUGAAAUCCCUCCUGUAGUCGAGCUUCCUCCGUGCCGUAUCUAAGCGUCAUCGCCGACGCCGCAUACCCCAAACCCCUCCACCUCUCACGCGCGUCGCCGUCGUCGCCGUUCCCGUCCUCGUCGCGUUUGCAGCCGUCCGCACCUCGUCCGCAACCCUGGACCUUGCUUUUUAAGGUAGGAUCCAGGGAUCCAAAAGCGAGGUCUCCCCGAGCUACGGAGAAUGUGAUUGGAAGCAACUACGGUUUCAUUCAGAAAUGGCCACACCAGGGAGCAGUACUGGGGCUGGCGGCAGCAGCACCAGAUCGGCGAAUGGCGCAGUUGCCGUCAAUUCUGCUGCGACGGCGGUCGGUUCGGCCGAUGCCAGAUUCCACUCCCAACAACCACAUCAGCAGAGUAGAUGGGCUGGCUGUUUUUCUGGCUUGUCAUGUUUUGGAUCGCAGAAGGGUGGAAAGCGUAUAGUUCCUGCAGCACGUAUGGCUGAUGGGAAUGCGUCAACGAACCGUGGGAAUGCUCUUCAAUCUGGUAGAAAUUCCAACCAAAAUGGAGCUAUGAAUUUAUCUCUUCUUGCACCACCAUCAUCGCCCGCAUCCUUCUCGAACUCUGCUCUUCCUUCGACUGUUCAGUCACCUAACCGCUUCCUGUCAAUAUCUGCAAACUCUCCUGGUGGCCCAACGCCUAAUAUGUUCGCUGUUGGACCAUAUGCCAAUGAACCUCAACUUGUCUCACCUCCAACAGCCUUUUCAACUUUCACAACUGAGCCCUCUACAGCACCACUGACCCCUCCUCCUGAACUAGCUCAUGCAACCACUCCGUCCUCUCCAGAUGUUCCAUAUGCUCGGUUUCUUUCAUCAUAUACGGGUCCUAAAACUGCUGGCAAGGAGCAUAACAUGCAUUACCUGUCAACAACAUACUCUGGUGGUUUAGGACUCCAGGGAUCUUAUCCACUUUACCCAGGGAGCCCUUCUAGCAGCCUCAUAUCGCCUGCCUCAGUAACUCCAAGGACCGGUCUAUCCUCACCAAUCCCUGAGCAAGAUGUUCCUACUGCACACUGGAAGACAUCUAGGUCCGUCUGUGACACGCCAUAUUCCAUUGCAUCGCCCAUUCCUGAGCAAGAGGUCCCUACUGCACAGUGGAAGACUUCCAGAUCUGCUUGUGACACACCGUAUUCCAAUACAUCACCAUCAAAUAUUUUUGGACUUGAUUCAGCUGCCCCUAGAAACUGUCUGCUAGAUAGCAAUUUUUUCCGUCCAGCGGCAUCUGCUCAGUUCUACCUGGAUCAGGCUCAACAGUCAUUUCCGUAUAAUGGUGGAAGGCUUAGUGUCUCAAGGGAUAAGCAAGAUGCUGAUGAGGUUGAAGCAUACAGAGCAUCAUUUGGAUUCAGUGCUGAUGAGAUUGUUACAACUCAACAUUAUGUAGAAAUACCAGACGCGCUGGAUGAUGGGUUCAGCAUAUCCCCAUUUGGAAACAACGCCCCUUCUACUGAGGUGUCCCCAUUUAUUGAUCUGCCUAAUGAGGUUCAGAAAGUUGAUAAAAUGGAUAAGUCACUCUUGAAUGUAAACGAGACCACAAGCACAAAGAAGUCGCUGGACCAGCUUUCUGGUGGCAGUCCACAUAAAGUACUGCACCUGGAUAUAUUCAAAGGAACGAAAGCGGGGCAUCUGUCUGAGGAUGAUGCAACCGCGAAAGAUUGCCAUCCUUUCAGGAAGGCGAGGGAUGAAAUAUCUCUAAAACCCAUUGAGGUCAGGAAGAGAUCUCCGCCUGGCCAGGCAUGCUCAGAUGCUGAAAUCGAGUACAGAAGGGCGAGGAGUUUGAGAGAAGCCAACGGUGUUCUGUCAUGGCGCAGCACACUGUCAAGACAGCUGCAGUAAUGGUGCUCUGGUAUGCAGGACAAGUUUGAUAGUUCCCUUAGCCUAGUACAUGCAUCAAGUCGAGCCGAGCUGUUAGAAGUAAGCCGUAACCGAAGAGUAGCCUGGACUUCCGGGGUAAAAAACGAAUAGCAUCUACUACUAUAUAUAUCUGGGGAUUUAUACAGCGAGAUUGCUGUGGGUAUGUGAUGAACAGCUUGUAUUCUACUACUCCCUAUUUAAGAUCACCAUGUUCCUCUUUUGUAUAAACUCUCUAAUCGUUAGCCGGAGCAAUGAAAUGAAUGUGUGUGCAUGAUUACUUUGAA